This is a messenger RNA of Pogoniulus pusillus (Red-fronted tinkerbird), 2512 nucleotides long. RefSeq lists its product as uncharacterized. Bases 156 to 713 code for a protein of 185 amino acids. The record is from RefSeq and is a predicted model, not a curated record. NCBI's taxonomy places the organism in Eukaryota, Metazoa, Chordata, Aves, Piciformes, Lybiidae. The transcript has 7 exons.
GCCAAUCAGGAAGGAAAGGGCAAAUCACUUGGAGGGGGAAGGUGGGGCAAGGUCAUUCUGCAGUAAAAGAGAGCUUGUUUCGGGUGCUCCCUCCCAUUUCUAGGGUACUGUGAUUGGCCUGGAGCAAGGACCUAGCUGAAACCUGGCCUCAAUUCAUGGGAACAGCUGGAAAGAUCCAUCUCCGCAUCACCGAAUCACCUCUGCAUGAGUGGACCUCUAGAAACUGCCAUUUGGCUUGUGUGCAGGGAAGAGGUUGCCAUGAUCAGUCUCUACAUGUAUGUGCACAUCUGACUUGUUUCUCUGGAUUUCAGCCUAAUCUGACCAAAAUGGCCCAGGUAGUUCCUAUCAGCGCUGGAGAUGAGAACUGCUCCUACACACGUUUGAAUCGGUCCUUUGGUGUCUUCAGUAAAAGCAGACUUGAAACCCCAGCUUGCCAGGAGCAACCUCUGCCUCACUCUGUGAACCCAAAGAAGAUGAAGAGUGGCCAAAAGACCUGCUGCAAACAGCGAAUGCAGACUCCUACCAUUGGGCUCGAGACAUGCUCAAUUCCUCCAGUCAUCCUGGGGCAGGCUGCCCCAGGGGGUUGUGGAGUCUCCUCCUCUGCACAGAAAUGCAUUCAGACCUUCAGCAUCCUGCAGGAGACAGACCACAGCCUGCUCCCUGCCUGCAAGCCUACAAAAGGAGUGGAGAUUCAAGGCCAUGGGAUCAUUUAGGUUGGAAAAGACCUCUACAAUCAAGCUCAACCAUUCUCUUACUCUACCAAGGCUGGUGCUACACCAUGUCUCUCAGCACCACAUCUUCUCAUUUCUUAAACACCUCCAUAGACAGUUCUCCUCCCCAGGGAGCCUGUUCCAGUGUUUGAGAACUCUCAGUGAAGAAGCUCCAUCUCAUGUCCAACCUAAGCCUCCACUGGUGCAACUCGAAGCCAUUUCCUCUCAUCCUGUCCCUCGCUACCAGGGAGAACAGAGUGACCCCACUACAACCUCCUCUCAGGUGGUUCUAAUACCCAAACUAAAAUUCCUUAUCCCUUCUCCUGCCACAGUGCUCAUCCAGACUCAGGAGGGGUGGAGAUACUGGGCAGUGUUACAGCUGUUCAUGUCUAGGAGCUCACCAAACAAAUAAGCCCCCGCUCUAAUUUCAUUGGCUCACACUGCUUAUUUUUCCUCUCCCAUAAUUAUUUUUAAGGGGAAAUUUCAUUUUGCUUAAUGGGAACAAAGUUUGACACUCCAAGAGCUUUGUCUUCUGCGGCCUGGUAAGUGGUUUUCUGGUUGACUUGAAUUCUUUUUAAAGCAGCCCAGCAAACUCUCUGUGUUUAAGUGGCACUUCUCAGUAAGGUGAAAUACUUUGCUCUCGUAGGAUCAUCUGUUUCUAAAGAGACAGCAGACUACAUACUUCAGGCUCUUUCUUCUUUUGCCCACAGCCAACCAAGUAUCCAUCUCAAGUACUAUGUCUAGUUCUGGUGUCCCUGUCAUAACAGGGGCCACAAAGAUGAUCCAAGGGCUGGAACACCCCUGCUAUGAGGAUAGGCUGAGGGAGCUGGGGUUGUUCACCCCUGGAGUUUUCUCCAAGCUGACCUUACAGCUGCCUUCCAGUACCCGAAAGGAUCCUACAGGAAGGCUGGAAAGGGAGAAUGGUUUUAAAUUGAGAGCUUAGACUGGAUCUUAGGAAGACGUUCUUCAGUACAAGGGUGGUGAGACUAUGGAAUAUGUUACCCAAGGAGGCUGUCAAUGCCUUCUCCCUGGGGCUGUUCAAGACCAUGUCGGAUGAGGUUUUGAGCAGUUGAGAGGUUGGAACCAGACGAUCUCUGAGGUCCCUUCAAACCUAAGCCAUUCUAAGGUGUGCUCUGAACUGGGUGCACCAAUUGGAGCUGAGCAGAAGGGAAAAGAGGGCAGGAUAGGAGCUCAGUGCAGAAGGACCAUAAAGAAAUACCAAAUCAGCUCAGGAAAAGGAAACAGUUUAUUUAAUUCUUUAGUUAUUUAUUUCUAAGUACAGAUGGUGUGGGGGGAAAAAAGGCUAUGAGAAGACCAAAAGAUGGGUGUGCUAUAUAUAGAUGUACAGCUGUUUCCUUCAGGUGUUGUAACUCAAAAACGUAGGAUGAUUAAUUUUGAGAGAUGAAAUGUAUAGCAGAGUCUGAUUACAUCUGAGUGUCUGUAAUUUAGCUACUUAGUAAAAUUAACUUGACGUUUUUACUGAGCUGUGAGGACAAUAAUGUUCAGUCUCUUCACACAAGUUCGCCUGCAUGCUCCUCCCUUACUUUCCCUCCCUCCCUCGUUCUCAAUUUGCAAAGCUUAUUUUUACAUUUUUCUGGCAUCUUUCCUCUAAUCCAGACAAAUGAGUUUGCCUCCCUCUGCUGUCAGCUACAGACAAGGGCCUGUCCCCACGGAGCUUUCCUGUCCCUUGAUGGAGUUGUAGGUGGGGGGCUCCAAGGCACAGGAAGACAUGCCUCCCUUCGCCUCCCUUCGCCUCCCUUCGCCUCCCUUCGCCUCCCUUCGCCUCCCUUCGCCUCCCUUCG